Messenger RNA from Zingiber officinale, 2755 nucleotides. RefSeq lists its product as uncharacterized. The transcript has 14 exons. Lineage: Eukaryota; Viridiplantae; Streptophyta; Magnoliopsida; Zingiberales; Zingiberaceae. The record is from RefSeq and is a predicted model, not a curated record. Bases 423 to 2405 code for a protein of 660 amino acids.
GUGCAGGCUGACGCCGCUCGUUGCGGAGCAGCUCUGGUGUGGUUUAAGAAUGAUCUCCGUGCUGACGACCACCCGGGUCUUUUGGCUGCUGCGGCCAAGCACAAGACUGUCGUCCCGCUUUACGUCUUCGAUUGCCGGACCAUAAUGCGAUUUCGCUGAUGAAAAACCGGAAGGAGGUUUCAGAAGGGAAUUAAGGGAAUGAUUUAGAUGUGAAGAAUUAAUUUUUUCUCUCUACCAGAUAUCUAGUAAUCUGUUAACAUCGAAGGAACACUAUUUUUUGACAAAACGUUAUUCUGCUGCAGAGGAAGUACACUUCGGGUAAAUAACUGCUUCCGUAAUAUUAAAAAUAGUAACUUUGUUCCAAAAAUAUUUGCCAAUACUUGUAAGCAACAAACAGGGAUGUACAAUUUGAGCAUGGCACGAUGAACUUUGUUGAUCCUGAAGAUAAUCCUGGGUUCGAGAGAGUUUUGAAAAACAUGUGCCACAUAAAGGAUUAUGAUUCACUAGGAAUUUAUUUAAUUUCUUUUUUGUUUUCAUAUGCAGGCCUUUCUGAUGAGAUGCUGGAGCUUCUUUUUUCCUCUGUGAAAGAUCUGAAAGAAAUGCUCACGAAUCAAGGAUCUGAUUUACUUCUUGGCUUUGGGAGCACUGAGGAUUUUAUUCUGGAAGUUGCAAAUAAGGUGAAACCCACUCAUAUAUAUGCAGAAGAGGAGUCUGAAUAUGAUCUUCGCAAGCUGACCACUGCUGUUCAAUCAUCUCUAAGUGCAGUACCUUUAUCAUGGGGACACCCUGAAUUUGUUUUUUGGAGGACUCCCUUUUAUGAUCUUAAGAAUUUGAAAGAACUACCAGCAUCAUAUGACGACUUUACCAAACUGAAGUUGCCAGUAUCUCGUCCAUUGCCAGCUCCAGCUAUGCCCAUAUUGAGAACGGAGUUGAAACUUGGUACAAUCCCCUCUUUCAAUGAUGUGAAGAAGUAUCUGUAUGAUUCAACUGCUCGCUCAGAUAAGAUCUGGAUUUCUUGGAAAAAUGUAUCAGCUCAGUCCACAUUCAAAAAGAGUAAACAUCAAGUUGUUGCACGAACUGAUCCUACCAAAAAACAUGAAAGUCAUGAUAGAAAAAGUGAACUGACCUCAACAAAUUUAAACAAUGAAUUAGGAGUGAAAAAUUCAAGUUCUAUGUUUACAACAAAAGGGAGCCAUGUGAAAGGUGGAACAAGUGUUGCCUUAAAUGCUCUAGCUGCUUAUUUAAGAUAUCUUGAGGGAACAGCGAGAGAUGAUUGGCAACAGUUGCAUGACAAGUUGCGGAACACUGAAAGUAGGAAGGGAGCCUCAUUUAGGGCCCUAUUUGGCUCUGCCCUUUAUUUAGGGAUUAUAUCUCGGAGGAGAGUAUACUAUGAAGCUAUAAAGUAUGAGAAAGAACGGAAUGCAGGUUUUCUCUCGCCAUUUGGAUAUUCAGCACCUACAGUUGCAGCAGCAAUUGAUGCUGUUUGCUCCAUGGAGUGGUAUUCACUUCUGGCUUUGAAAAGCCAAAUGUGCAAUGAGGAAAUAUACACCUCAAGGAUUUGGAGAUGGAGAAGUUAUUUUAUUCAGUACACAGCAGCAGGCAAUGAAGGCCCUGCAGUUCUUCUUGUUCAUGGUUUUGGGGCUUUCUUGGAGCAUUUCCGAGGCAAUAUUGACAACAUUGCUGAUGGUGGAUUUCGAGUUUGGGCUGUUACUCUUUUAGGUUUUGGGAAGUCAGAAAAACCAAAUAUUAUAUAUACUGAGUUAUUCUGGGCAGAAUUACUGAGAGAUUUUGUUGUUGAUGUUGUAAGAGAACCUGUUCAUCUUGUUGGCAACUCCUUAGGUGGUUAUUUUGCUGCUAUAGUUGCAGGUCUAUGGCCUUCUUUAGUAAAGUCUGUUGUUCUUAUAAACACAGCUGGCUUUAUUGUUCCCUCUUAUUCUUCAUCUCCAGUAGUUAAUGAAGGGAGAAUAUCUGCACUUGCAUGGUUGCAGGCACAAGUGCUGUUGUUAUAUCUAAGGUCAAGAGCUGGCCAGAUAAUUCAGAAGUGCUAUCCAACUAAGGUCGAACGGGCAGACAGUUGGCUAAUUGGUGAAAUUCUCAGGGCUUCAUUUGAUCCUGGUGUAGCUUUUGUUCUGGAAAGUGUCGUCAACUUCAACCUGUCCAUUCCACUCAAUUACCUACUCAACUCUUUUGGGGGAGAGGUAUUGGUCAUACAAGGGAUGAAAGACCCACUGACCAAAUCUGAAGCAUUCUUGUCUAUGAUCAAAUCACAUUGCAGCAAUGCUACAGUCAGUGAAUUGGAUGCAGGUCAUUGCCCCCAUGAUGAGGUACCAGAAAAAGUGAAUCCAAUUUUGAGAGAAUGGAUAAAAAGAGCCGAAAAAUGUGUACGUAGCUUUGAAAGAACUUAGUCCGGUGCAAGCUCCCGUCAAUACGGGUCCUAGUAGUUGAGGUAUUGUUCUGAACAACCAAAAGCUCCCGUCAAUACGGGUCCUAGUAGUUGAGGUGUUGUUCUGAACAACCAAAAAUCUGAUUUAAUCAAUGAGAAGCAUCAUGUGUGGAAUCCAAGUGCUAUUCCAUUGAUGACAAAGACAAUGCUUUCAGUAUAACCCUAUGUACGUUGGGUAGAAUGCUAUUCUCAAAAGGAACACAAUAUUAGCAUUCAGUUCAUGACAUAUGCUACAGUGUAAAUUAUUACAGAAGGUAUUUAUUACGAUUUUCAUACUUGUGAAUUCUGCUUUAUAGAUUCAUAUUUUUUUAA